AUGGCGAAUUAUUCAAAUAAAUAUGUUUAUGGUGAUCUUGUAAUUAAUGAAAUUAGACAAUUUAUUCAACAAUACUUACCAAUUCCCCUUCCUUGGAAAUCUGAUGAUUACAUUAUUUUAACUAAUGGUUUAUGUGGUUCUGCUUGUGCUCAAAUUGCUGAAUAUGCUGCUGAAUUUAAUAAUGUAACUGCUGUAUCUGUUGGGGGAAUCGCUGAUAAACCUUUAUUAGCUUAUUCUUCAUUUCCUGGUGGUUUUGUUUUUAACGCUAGUAUGAUAUUUAAUUCUUUAGGUAAAUUAAAUUUAUUAAAUAAUUCUUUAAUUCCUAAACCUUUUCCUUUGUCUGGAAUGGAUCUUACUUUUACUUUAAAUGAGAUGUAUAAUAAAAUACAUCCUGAUGAACUUUCGGAAUUCGUCUUUAUGCCUGCUGAUUUUAGAUUAUUUUAUGAUGAAAAUAAUGUUAGAAACUUUUCGACUUUAUGGUCUCAGGUUGCUGAUUUAGUUGGUUCUAAAAAAAAGUAA
This is a messenger RNA of Racocetra persica, 519 nucleotides long. Lineage: Eukaryota; Fungi; Glomeromycota; Glomeromycetes; Diversisporales; Gigasporaceae. The record is from the annotation of a GenBank genome assembly.